AGGCAGGGCAGAAGAUAACACGCUGCUUGAAGAUCCCCAUAUUACCUCACCAGAUAAGGCAAAGGGAGGAAGACGGAGCUCGGCAAGGAGGACGCCGAACCUCUGGGCGGAGAAGAGGAGUGAGCCCCAGUCACACAGCUUAUCCCUGAGACCCGGGCACUGCCACAGUGAGAGAGACUGGUUCGGUGUGCUCUCUGGUCAUUCCCAUGGCAGAGACAACGCUGGCGGAGGCUUUGGCUGGGGAGCAGGGAGAGAUGGGAGGGAGACAUCAAACUCUGAGAUGGACACAGCCAUGCAUGAGACAAGCCGUGCGCCGAGAGCCAAAGAAGUGGCCAAGAUCUGGGCCUGGAGUACAAGCCAGAGCAUCAAAGACGCAAAAUUCCCCUGAAAAUGCAGCGAGGGAGAGGAGCCGAGUGCGAAACCUCCGCCAGGCAUUCCAGAGCCUCCAGGCCGCCUUGCCAUCGGUUCCUCCGGACACAAAGCUCUCCAAGCUGGACGUUCUGGUCCUGGCCACCAAUUACAUCGCACACCUCACUGAGACGCUGGACCAGGGGGGAGCGGUGUGUGAUCAUCCCGUGCUGCAGAGAGCUGAAGGCUACCUGCACCCAGUGAAGAAGUGGCCUAUGCGCUCUCUGCUGUACUGUGGGAACAUUGGCGAGCGACUAACAGCAGCAAACCCCAGUCAGGACGAGUGUCAUACACCCGGCAGCACAGCCGAGGUUCAAGCAGACUGAGCUGACGUAGAUGUCUCUAAUCACUCCUAAAGCAAUAAACUGUUAUAAUUUAACACAUAAUGUUUAAUAAUGGGGUGAUUCUAGUAGUAUAGGACACAAGUAAGUCAUGUUUAUUUCAAUUUCAUUUACUGCAUAUUUUUGUAUUCUUAUUUUUCUAAAUUAAAUUAAUGGAAUUGAAUUAAA
This is a messenger RNA of Pangasianodon hypophthalmus (striped catfish), 917 nucleotides long. It is a transcript of the gene tcf23, whose product is annotated as transcription factor 23. The transcript is spliced from 3 exons. Gene Ontology annotation, molecular function: RNA polymerase II transcription regulatory region sequence-specific DNA binding; DNA-binding transcription factor activity, RNA polymerase II-specific; protein dimerization activity. NCBI's taxonomy places the organism in Eukaryota, Metazoa, Chordata, Actinopteri, Siluriformes, Pangasiidae. Gene Ontology annotation, biological process: developmental process; regulation of transcription by RNA polymerase II. Bases 207 to 734 code for a protein of 175 amino acids. The record is from RefSeq and is a predicted model, not a curated record.